Erpetoichthys calabaricus (reedfish) is the source of this 1090-nucleotide messenger RNA. It is a transcript of the gene dmrt1, whose product is annotated as doublesex and mab-3 related transcription factor 1. NCBI's taxonomy places the organism in Eukaryota, Metazoa, Chordata, Cladistia, Polypteriformes, Polypteridae. The coding region runs from base 8 to 853 and encodes 281 amino acids. Gene Ontology annotation, molecular function: RNA polymerase II cis-regulatory region sequence-specific DNA binding; DNA-binding transcription factor activity, RNA polymerase II-specific. Gene Ontology annotation, biological process: regulation of transcription by RNA polymerase II; sex differentiation. The record is from RefSeq and is a predicted model, not a curated record. Gene Ontology annotation, cellular component: nucleus. The transcript has 5 exons.
GCGCAAAAUGAGCCACGAGAAGGCCACAUCCACUGCUGGUAAAAAGUCUUCUAGGAUCCCCAAGUGUUCUCGGUGCAGGAACCACGGCUACGUGUCACCGUUGAAAGGACACAAGCGAUUCUGCACUUGGAAGGACUGUCAGUGCCAGAAGUGCAAACUGAUCGCAGAACGCCAGCGGGUGAUGGCGGCGCAGGUUGCUCUAAGAAGACAGCAAGCUCAGGAUGAAGAUUUGGGUCUUUGUCAGCCUAUCCCAAUACCUAAUCCAGAAUUAGUCAUCAAAACUGAAGGUACUGGAAGUGGAUUGUACCUGCUUGCUCAGGGAACUGGAUCUUCAGCAUUGGCUUCAGACAACAUACAGUUAUCCCCAGCAGAGAACCCUGCCAGCCUGCAAGAGAGUUUGCCCACUUUCAGCCGUGGUCAAAUGGAGGGAUCCAAGGACCUGAUUGUUGAUUCUUCAUACUACAGCAAUUUUUACCAGCCAUCACGUUAUCCACCUUAUUAUAACAACUUGUACAACUACCCACAAUACCAGGUACACAGUGGUGAAAAUUUGUUGGCCAACCACAAUAUGAAUCCUCAGUACCAGAUGCACUCAUAUUACUCAGCAGCUUCUUAUCUUGGGCAGAGUAUUGGUUCAUCCUCUCACAUCCGUCAAUUAAUGGCCAUGGAUGAAAGCCCCACAUACACAGAACCAAAGAUGAGCAUAUUUUCUCCAUUUGGCUGUCAAGAAGCAGGUUCAUCAUGCUUGCCCACUGGUUCAGGUGGUAACUCUGGAACCACAAAGCGGGAAUCUGAAGAAACCAGCGAAUCUGGAACCUUUAUGGUUGAGUCCAUCAUUGAAAGCAGCAAUUAGGAACAAUAUGAGGCUGAUUGUGUAUGUCUGGAAGAGUCUUGAGUCCGUUUUCUUAAUUUUAGACUUUUUGUCAGUUGCCAUAUUAAUUUUGUUAUCAGCUGUAUUAAAAUUAAUUGAAAUUAUGUGAGAAAAAUACAAAAUGCUUUAUGUGAUUUUUCCACGUACAAAAUAAUGUACUAAAGUGCUUGUUUAAUUUAAUGUUAUAGAAAAUUUUAAAAAUAUUAGCAUUGUUAGGCU